Molecule: messenger RNA, 2162 nt
Organism: Schistocerca cancellata (South American locust)
Lineage: Eukaryota; Metazoa; Arthropoda; Insecta; Orthoptera; Acrididae
Product: sorting nexin-4-like
Exons: 9
Coding region: 72-1334 (420 amino acids)
Biological process (GO): protein transport
Molecular function (GO): phosphatidylinositol binding
Source: RefSeq, a predicted model, not a curated record
UGGAGUAGCUGUCACUUGCUCGUGUAACGGUAAAGUUUGUUAUAGUUUAUGGUGUGAAUUACAUCAAGACAAUGGAAGACAAGAUUAAGAAAGAUUUACACGAGAAAGAAAAUGCAAAUACCCAGUUAAAUCGCCAUGAAAAGAGGGACACACUUAUAGAUCACAUGGAAAUAUCUGUAACGGAGGCAGAGAAGAGAGAGAAUGGAGCACUCAACAUCCGGGACUUCUAUACUGUCUACUUAAUAGAGACCAAAGUAACAGACCCAGACUGGAAUGGUGCAUACAGCCGCAUAAGCAGUGUCUGGCGGCGUUACUCGGAAUUUGUUCUUCUGAGGACGUACCUAGAGCUGGAGUAUCCUUACAUCGUUCUGCCUCCACUACCUGAGAAGAAAGUUCUGUAUCCAUGGCAGAAGGCAGCCUCAGACACCUUUGACCCCGAUUUUGUUGACAGACGACGAGCUGGUCUCGAGAACUUCCUGCUGCGGGUGGCAUCUCACCCGGUGCUGUCGCAGGACCACCUGUUUGUUGGGUUCCUGCAGCAGGAGCAGGGCUGGAAGGAGAGCAUCAAGGAGACCGGCUAUCUGCAGCUGGCUGAGACUAAGCUCAAGGCGCUCAGCGUGUCAGUCCGCCUCCGUAACCCGGACAAGAGGUUCGAGGCUGUCAAGAACUACAGCAACGAGCUGCAGAACAACCUGAACAGCCUGCUACGUGUGCGAUCCAGGAUGGCAGAGCGUCUGUAUACGAUCCACAAGUUGCACGCCAACUAUGGCAGGGUGUUCUCGGAGUGGAGUGCCCAGGAGAAGGAGAUGGGUGACGGGCUGCAGAAAGCCGGGCACUACCUGGACUCGUACGCAGCAGGCAUCGACAUCCCCCUGGAGGAGGAGGAGGUGUUUGCCGACCAACUGAAGGAGUACCUGUUCUUCGCAGACGCGCUGCAGGCGGUGUGUGGGCGGCAGGAAACACUGCAGCUGCGGCUGGAGCAGGCAGAGGCGGCAGCCGGCGCUCUGGUCGCAGAGAAGGACAGCAUGCAGAAAGGUAAAUCGAGCAUAAUCUCGCGGCUGUUCGGUUCGGUGGACACGGACGAGGUGAAGGAGCUGAAGGUGAGCCUGCUGGACCAGCGGCUGCAGGAGGGCCAGAGCAGCGUGCGGCACGCGCGUGAGGAGCUCCUGGACUUUUCAGCAAAUGCACUGAAAGAUGUUGAGAGAUUCCAGCAGCAGAAGGUGGCAGACCUCCGGGAGACGCUCGCCGGAUACGUCAUGCUGCAGAUCAAUGUCUGCCGAAAGGGCCUUCAGACUUGGACCCACAUUAGGGAUUGUUUGGAAGCGAUCCCAUAAGUAAUUAGCCUUUUGAAUAUUCGAAAAGGCGUCAUUGCCCUUCAGAAAUAUUCUGCUAUUUCUUGGAGCUUGUCAUUCAUGCUAUGAAAAAAAAUUGCAUUCCAUUAGUUUAGACAUCUUGUCAUAUGUUCAUUUCACAGAUUUCUGGAUAUUUUGGGAAUGAAUGUACUCCAAAUUAUGUUGCAAAACUUUUAUAUAUAUUAUAUCUGAAAACUACUGCAUUGGAUGGAGAUAGUCUUUGUAGACAAUAAAUUAGCAAAUUGAUGUAUUUUUUUGAUCUGAUUUAUUAAUUUUUCCUGAAAUUUGUGUAAAGGAAACAUUGUUUGUACUGACUAGAUGAUGUCUAAGAACUUGUAUAUUUAUGUCAUUUAAAUACUGCUAAAAGACAAUCUUCACUGAAUUGUAAGUAAAUUAUAGGGUAGUGAUUGUGUAAAACUAUUAAGGAUCACUUAUUCCUGUGUGCUAAAAGCAAACUUGAAAUGUAGUAGUGUUUGGAAAACUAUUUGUUGCAUUGACUGUAAUAUUAACUUGUAUUUAUUGUAAUUAUUUUGGUAUGUAGCCUUUUGGUUACAUACAUUAUUUAUUAAAUCACAUUUAUGUGAUACUGAUGUACUGAUUCUGAUGACUCUCCGUAGGUUUUUUUUAAAGAAACAGUGGAAUUAAUAAUGAAAUUCUUUGUGUAAAGUCUUGUGGAAAAUUCUUUGGUAUGUUUAUUUCCUUUGUGUAAUAAUGCAACAAAGGAAACUCUGACAUGUCAUGAAAUUAACUUUGUCUUUGAUUUGAGAUGAAUUGGAAUAGUUUUAAGUGGUAUCUCUCUCUCUCUCUCUC